Molecule: messenger RNA, 1854 nt
Organism: Labrus mixtus (cuckoo wrasse)
Lineage: Eukaryota; Metazoa; Chordata; Actinopteri; Labriformes; Labridae
Product: 5-hydroxytryptamine receptor 1E
Exons: 2
Coding region: 566-1699 (377 amino acids)
Biological process (GO): adenylate cyclase-activating adrenergic receptor signaling pathway
Cellular component (GO): membrane
Molecular function (GO): G protein-coupled receptor activity
Source: RefSeq, a predicted model, not a curated record
CUGCUGCACCCUGUUUGCUCUGCUUUCAAAGACAAAAAAAAACCCACUGUGGCCAUCACGACUAUAUUAUCUAAUCAGCUAACUCAUCACAUGACAGAAAGUCGUGCUUUUAAAUGAAUAUGUCAUCGUAGGGUGUCUACAACGCUGUCGACUCAUAUGUGUGCGAACGAGUCAUAAUUGGCACAUUUCCGGCAGCACUUGAACGCAGCAAAGUACCGAGAUCGCGUUGCAGGAGGAGAGCCGAUCAGAGGAGACACGGACUGAGCAGGUGUGGAAACGUGAAGUUCUCCUGUGUCUCUCCACGAGCAGCGGAAUGAAAGAUGAUGGAUUAACGCACGCGGAGAGUUAAUGAGUGUGUGCGUCACGUGAAGAGAAAACGCUGCAGAUUUGCGCAAUUCAAGGAGCGACACAGACAAAACAUCUAGUUCAGAUAUUUAUCAUGAACAGGAUGGAUGGAGGCGAAAUAAGAGCAGAACGGGGACUGAUCAUGAAGGACUGAUCUUUGACCCUUGAGAGAAAGCCAUCACCCUGGCAGUGUCUCCAGGGAGGGGCCAGCCCGGGUCACAUGAUGGACAUGGACUCAGAGGGGAUCACCUCUGGGCCGAAUGUCACAAACUGCUCCGGUGCCCCUGCUGACACUCUGCAGGCGGUGCGGUUCACAGAUGGGAUAGUGGCGGUGGUCUUUGUCCUCUGUCUCCUCACCCUCCUCACCGCACUCAUCAAUGGCGCCGUCAUCCUCGCCAUCUGCACCACCAAGAAGCUCCACCUGCCCGCCAACUACCUCAUCUGCUCGCUGGCCGUCACCGACUUCCUGGUGGCGCUCCUGGUGAUGCCCGCCAGCAUCCUCUACAUCAGCAUGGAGAGGUGGUCGCUGGGCCAGGUGGUGUGCGAGAUGUGGUUGAGUUUGGACAUGACAUGCUGCACAUGCUCCAUCCUGCACCUGUGUGUCAUCGCCCUGGAUCGAUACUGGGCCAUCACUAAGGCCAUCGAGUACGCCCGCAAGAGGUCGGCCCGCCGCGCCGCAGUCAUGGUGGGAACCGUCUGGAUCAUCUCCAUCUUCAUCUCCAUCCCUCCUUUAUUCUGGAGGCAGAGGCCGAGCACGGGCCGCAUCCAGCAGUGCAUCAUCGAGCACGACCACCUGGGAUACACCAUCUACUCCACCUUAGGGGCGUUUUAUAUCCCCAUGAUCAUCAUUCUCAUCCUCUACUCCAGGAUUUACAACGCCGCCAAAACUCUGUACCAGAAACGCGGCUCCUCUCGGCACCUGAGCGGCCGCAGCAUGGGCAGCCAGAACUCUGUGGACCACUUCAGGGUCUCACACACGUUUUGCGUGUCGGACCUGUCCAACUCAGACCCCACGCUCCCCUCUGAAAAAUUCAACGUCAACAUCCGUGUCCCGUCCUUUGAGACGGACGUGGACGGGCAGGAUGAGAAGAACCAGAUCUGCACCACGCGAGAGAGAAAAGCAGCUCGGAUCUUGGGCCUCAUACUCGGGGCCUUCAUCGUCUGCUGGCUGCCGUUCUUCUUAAAGGAGCUGCUGGUGGGUCUGCGGGUGUUGCGGCCGUCUCGGCUUCUCUCGGACCUCCUCACGUGGCUCGGUUACAUCAACUCGCUCGUCAACCCGCUGCUGUACACCAGCUUCAACGACGACUUCAAGCUGGCCUUUAAAAAGCUGCUCAGAAGGAAAGAGCAAGCAUAGAUGUGAGGGCACAAACAUCAAAGGGAAUGUAUUCAUGUUUAACUGACUGUCUCCUGGCAGUGCAGACUCUCAUGAUUUCUUUACUGCUGAAAAAGUGACAUCUCAACAAACAAUGUAUUCCCCGCUUUCUCAAUAAAGGAAUUAUUUAUAACAAC